This is a messenger RNA of Esox lucius (northern pike), 2035 nucleotides long. It is a transcript of the gene foxa1, whose product is annotated as forkhead box A1. The transcript has 2 exons. Gene Ontology annotation, molecular function: transcription factor binding; DNA-binding transcription factor activity, RNA polymerase II-specific; protein domain specific binding. Gene Ontology annotation, biological process: regulation of transcription by RNA polymerase II; anatomical structure morphogenesis; cell differentiation. Bases 126 to 1439 code for a protein of 437 amino acids. The record is from RefSeq and is a predicted model, not a curated record. NCBI's taxonomy places the organism in Eukaryota, Metazoa, Chordata, Actinopteri, Esociformes, Esocidae.
UCACUUCUUUACUCUAGCCCUCUUGCAACAUCCCGCCAGUUACGGCGCUCAGUUUCCUAGGAUACAUUUCUCGAAAACUUCAGUCUGAGGAACUGCAUGUUUACGAUUUGUGGAUUUCCACCAUAAUGUUGGGUACAGUGAAAAUGGAAGGUCACGAAACACCAGAUUGGAGCAGCUACUACAAUGACGCACAAGAGGUAUAUUCACCCAUGGCAAACAGCGGCAUGAAUGCAGGACUGAGUUCCAUGAAUAGUAUGAACAGUUACAUGAGUAUGUCUACCAGUGGAAAUAUGACCUCCGGUUCUUUCAACAUGUCCUACGCCAAUCCUGGCUUGGGAGCCGGACUAAGCCCCGGGACAAUGGCAGGCAUGCCUCCGAGCGCGUCCAGUGCUAUGAACGGAAUAGGUGGAGGGGUAUCGUCAAUGGGCACUGCCCUUAGCCCCUCGAACAUGGGCGCAAUGUCGGCUCAGCAAGCGUCCAUGAACGCUCUUAAUCCAUACGCAAGCAUGAGCCCUACCAUGAGCCCAAUGUCCUAUACUCAGCCCAACCUGAAUCGAGUAAGGGACAACAAGACGUUUAGGAGAAGCUACCCGCACGCAAAGCCUCCAUAUUCGUACAUUUCUCUCAUAACUAUGGCCAUUCAGCAAGCACCAAGCAAGAUGCUCACGCUUAGUGAAAUCUACCAGUGGAUAAUGGAUUUAUUUCCAUAUUACAGACAGAACCAACAGAGGUGGCAGAACUCUAUUCGUCAUUCCCUCUCUUUUAAUGAUUGCUUCAUUAAAGUAUCUAGAUCACCGGAUAAGCCAGGCAAAGGCUCAUAUUGGGCCCUGCACCCAGAUUCUGGAAAUAUGUUCGAGAACGGUUGCUACCUCCGCCGGCAAAAGCGCUUUAAAUGCGAAAACAGAAAGAUGUCGUCAAGUAAAGGAGACGGAAGGAAAGAUCUGUCCGGUUCUGGGUCACCUUCAAGCGAGAACGCCAACAGCAAGACUGGACAUGUGGACUCAAACUCCCUAUCCACCUCUAACCAGUCCUCCAGUCCUCACAGCAUGGACCACAGGAGCAGUGGCACUGCAGCUGAACUCAAAAGCAGCGGGCCACCUCUCCACCCGGUGGCCAGCUCGGCCACGUCCCUGUCCUCUCUCCCUUUACCUCUGCACUCAAUGGCGCACGAGUCCCAUCUGCACCUUAAAGAGGAUCCCCAUUACUCUUUCAACCACCCGUUUUCAAUAAAUAAUUUAAUGUCAUCUUCCGAGCAACAGCACAAACUGGACUUGAAAGCCUACGAGCAAGCUUUGCAAUACUCCUGCUAUGGUUCAGGUAUGUCUUCCAGUCUACCCCUUGGCAGCGCGUCCAUGGCUGGCAGAGCUAUGGACCCAUCCACAAUAGAUGCGUCGUACUAUCAAGGUGUGUAUUCCAGACCAGUCCUCAACACUUCUUAGUAUCUUCAAAUUUUUAUAGUGCUCCACAGAAGGACGACAGAAAACAUUUAUCUUAUUUUUGCAUGCACCUGGUGCAUAAGGACUGUUCUUUAAUGUAUAAGAAUGAGUAUGAGUAAAAUACAAUAGGUCUAUACUAUAAAGUGUUACCAUUGAAUGAUUGUAUAUCCAGUUGUAAAUCAUUACUAGUGUAUUUAAAACAGUUGUGAGCUUGUAGAAUAUUGUUGUAUUCCCCGGACUUGUAGUCUCACAAUGAAAAUGUCCAUGUGUUACUAUGUGCAUGAAUGAAGGUCAACAAGGUCUCUUGGAACGCGUGACACAGGCGAAGCUCAAAACACUUGUUUGUUCCAGAUAUAGCCUACAUUUUUAAUGGAUGUUGUCAUUUUAUGCAUUGCUUUGAUUUUAUUUGCUAAAUAUCUGACAAACAUAUUUCCAACUCAAUCCAAUCUUGUAUUACAAUUUUAAAUUCCAUGUGGAAAUGCAUUAUAAAUAAAAUAUGUAUUUCUUCUAGAAAAAUUCCAGUCUUUAUUUUGUGGUAUUUUUCAAACCAGAAAAUGGGUGAUUUUAUGUGCAGCCUAGCGUUUUGUUUGUUUGUUUUG